This is a messenger RNA of Dacryopinax primogenitus, 1100 nucleotides long. RefSeq lists its product as uncharacterized. The coding region runs from base 40 to 993 and encodes 317 amino acids. Gene Ontology annotation, molecular function: electron transfer activity; heme binding. The record is from RefSeq and is a predicted model, not a curated record. The transcript has 7 exons. Gene Ontology annotation, biological process: mitochondrial electron transport, ubiquinol to cytochrome c. NCBI's taxonomy places the organism in Eukaryota, Fungi, Basidiomycota, Dacrymycetes, Dacrymycetales, Dacrymycetaceae.
GAAUAGCAGAAGUCUCCUCGGACGUCCUCCUCCAUUGCAAUGUUCUCGAGGCUCUCCUCCAGGAGCUUGGGAGCUUCUGCUAGGCUGCUGAACAGACAAGUUAACGUACAGGUUCGACUCGCUUCCUCUCAAGCCUCAACCCGUGCUCCCUUGUCCAGCAAUGCCCUUCCCAUAACCUUCGCUCUCGUCUCUGCAGGCACCAUCGCUUGGUACACCCACCUUUACGGCUCUCUUCCCUUCCUUCCCGAAGCGAGCGCGAACACUCCCGCUGAGGACGGACUGCAUGCUUCUCACUAUCCUUGGGAUCACCAAGGGUUCCUGAACACUUUCGAUCAUGCAAGCAUUCGCCGCGGUUACCAGGUGUAUCGUGAAGUGUGCGCUGCCUGCCACUCCCUCGAUCGCAUUGCAUGGCGCAAUCUUGUCGGUGUAUCGCAUACCGUAGACGAGGUGAAGGAGAUGGCUGCAGAGGUUGAAUAUGAGGAUGGUCCCGAUGAUAACGGCGAGAUGUUUCAACGGCCCGGAAAGUUGGCCGAUUACAUGCCCAAGCCGUAUCCAAACGAGGAGGCCGCUCGUGCAGGCAACGCUGGUGCUCUCCCUCCGGAUCUGAGCUUAAUCAUCAAGGCUCGGCAUGGUGGUUGUGAUUAUGUCUUCUCCCUCCUCACCGGAUACGUUGACCCCCCUGCCGGUGUCGAGAUCCGUGAAGGCAUGAACUACAACCCAUACUUCCCCGGUGGUGCCAUCUCCAUGGCCCGCUUGUUGUUCGACGGUCUCGUUGAGUACCCCGAUGGUACCCCUGCAACCACGUCCCAGAUGGCCAAGGAUGUCGUCACCUUCUUGAACUGGGCAGCAGAGCCGGAACACGACACUAGAAAGAAGAUCGGCAUGCAAGCCGUGAUCAUCCUCUCCGCCCUUACCACCAUCAGUCUCUACGUCAAGCGCUUCAAGUGGAGCCUUAUCAAGAGCAGGAAACUCUUAUACAAUCCUCCAAAAUAAUUGCGUGAUUAGGGGGGGCUUUCCUACAAAAUUAUUAGCGCGAAUAAAAUUCACCUGUAUUUCCUGCUUCUGGUCUAACCUUCGGGCCUAAAGUACAUAUUCGAAAC